Messenger RNA from Aegilops tauschii subsp. strangulata, 958 nucleotides. RefSeq lists its product as uncharacterized. The record is from RefSeq and is a predicted model, not a curated record. Lineage: Eukaryota; Viridiplantae; Streptophyta; Magnoliopsida; Poales; Poaceae.
CGUACGCCGCGUCCGCAGCCACGCGCCCGAGGCCGAGCUCCCGAGCGCGCCGCCGCCUCGACCUCGCGACCCGCCGGCGACCGGAUCCUCGCCGGAGAUGAGUGCCGCUGUGCCCUGCUCCACCCUCUAUUCCUCUGUCUCCUUUCACCUCGCUCAUCCCCCGAUUUCUCUGUCCCCAGGACGAACAGGAGCAUGCCAUGGCCUCGGAUCCGCGCCGCCGUCGCCGGAGAACGUCGUCCGCCACCGGUUCUUCGAUCACAACUACCGGAUCAAGUUGCCCCGCCUCCGAUCUACCCGUUCCCGGCCACCCCAACCUCGCCUCGUCGUCGGGCGCGCAGAGAGACGGCCAUGGCCGCAAGAUUCCCGAGCGCCGCCGGCCAAGGUGGCCGACCGUGGCCGCCCGAUGCCCGAGCGCCGCCGGCCAAGGACACGCCGGCGGCGCGUCAACUGUGUGCCGCCCUCCAAACAGGUCGCCGCUGCACCCCCACCUCGCCCGGCCUCUCCUACGGCCCUGGCCUCCCGCUCUUCACUCAUCUGCCCGGCGGCGGGAAGUUACAGGCGUUGGAGUCCCUUCUGGUCACUGGUGAUUUAGACUUUGUCAUCGGGACAUGUGAAGCAAAGGUCUACAUUUUUAGAGCAAUCCCAGACUAUGAAAGCGACCAAACUUCCGAUGACUCUGAGGAUGAAUAGAAGUGAAGAUGUGUGCUUGCAAUACAAUGUUCGAUCGGAGCGCAGUUUGUUAGAGAAGCAAUUUCUUCGAUGAUGCUGGAGACUCGGCUAAUGCAGUUUCGUGCUGGUUGCAUGUAGAAUCGCCGCACUCUCGGUCUCAGUGUAGCAGGAUUUUUAACCUAGAUAGGAGUAGUAGGUAGCAGAUCGUGGUGCAGACCUUGUAUGGGUUGAACAAUGAACUAAUGCAUCUAGGCUGAUGAUGAUGGUCUCGAGUGCAUUUUUCAUGACC